AGUGUGGCUUCUUUUUCUAUUCAAAACAGCACAUGAGGGACUGAACUUUUGAGAAGAUAUAAUCCUGAUUCUUUAAGACACGCUUAUGUGACAGCAGGUUGGUUAUGAAAGAUCAUUUUCUAAUUUAAGCUUCGGCGUGUGAAUGAAGCCGGACUCGGGCCGGAGGAGUUCACACUUUACAUCCAGCAUCAGUUCCGCGUUUGACUGUAGCAGAGUUCACGUUGGGUAACAGCACAGUGACCGCGGGUUAGCAGCGUCCAUAUUUAUAUCUUUAUAAAACACGUAUUUACCUAAACAUGGCUGUAAACAACAUAGAGACCGAGUCUGAGCUCCGGAUCUACGGGUUUACCAGGAGAGCUUCAGCUGUGUUGACCCACGUCAUCUGCAUCGUUUUCAGCCUCUUCAUCGCUCUGAUGUCCCGACCUGGCUCCAGUUUGUUUUCCUGGCAUCCUUUCCUCAUGACACUGGCUUUCUCCUUCUUCAUGACAGAAGCCAUACUCAUCUUCUCCCCCCACGGCUCCCCCAUCAAAGGUUUCCCACACAAGAUCAAAGGUCGUGUUCACUGGAUCCUGCAGUGCCUGUGCGUGUCCUGUGCGGUCCUGGGUGUGGCAGCCAUCUUUUACAACAAACACCUGAACAGUAAACCCCACUUCACCUCAUGGCACGGUCUGCUGGGCCUGCUCACGGUGUGCGUGGUCGGGCUGCAGUCUUUGGUGGCUUUGCCUCUCAUCUACCAUUCCCUGGCCAAAGGCUGGUCCCUGGCCAAACUCAAGCGCUAUCACGCGGCGUCCGGGCUCAUCACGUACCUGCUCGGCAGCAUGAGUCUGCUGCUCGGCCUCUGCUCGGCCUGGUUCACCGCCUCUGUCAACGAAUACACCUGGUACCUGUCAGCACUGUGCCCGGCCGUCAGCGCUCUCAUGAUAAUGAACCAAGUCACCAGUGCGUACAUGGCCAAGAAACGUCUGCAGUCCUGACAGAGGAGACGUUAUCGGACUUUAACAACACUGUCGCUUAAAACCUGUGCAAUGUUUACCAGAGACUUCCUUUCUUUCAGUCUCGUACUACUACUAUGAUUUCUGCAGCUACAGACUCGUUAUUCUCACAAGAAAUAUGUGUGGAUAAUGAAAUCAUUUUCUUUUAUUCAUUUCAUUGCCUGUGGCUGAAAUAGAGGACACUGAGUCUACGCGUCUCUGUAUUUUGGGUUUUUAGGAACGGCUCAAUGACCUGAGGAGUUUUCAUUUGACAGUUACGCACCCAUGUUGAGCUUCUUUGGUUUGUUUGUAGCUUCUGAUGUUUUAAGCCAUACUAGCUUUAACUAUAACCAUGGACUGUAUAUAAAGAUGGAGGAAGCUUCUCCACUUCCUCCCACUAUCCAGACAAGAAGCCAAUACAUCCUGGAUAUGAAGGCUGAACCACAAAAUUUAGUUUGUCCCAUGUCACAUUUACUAACAUGGAGGCAGAAUUUAUGAACUAUACUGCAGCCAGUAACUAGGUGGCUAUCUUUAUAAACAGUGUAUGAUUAUGACCAAAUACCUGCAAAAUGAUGUCCCGUAACAUUACCUGCUAAACACCAGUAUUCUAGCAAUAGCAUUUUGCAAAGCAUUGUUUCCUCUACAUUCUCAGAGCUGCUAGCGUUGCUGUAGACUCAAUAUCGUUUUUAAACUUAAAAGCUUCAAAUGUGACAGGUUUGAGCAAAAGAAGUCAGUUAGUGAAAUAAAAAAUGGUUUCAAUGUUCUCUUCAGACUGAACAGUGUGAGGUUGGUUUUGACACAAGAUUAUAAGACAUCACCAAAACUUUUUGUAGGUCGUCAGAAAACCCAGUGUUUUUUGAGUCAUGACCUCAUUAAAUACUGCCUUGAAUGUCCUUGAAUAUUUGUUGAUCUCAGGUUGAAAUUUUGUAUCUUGUGUUGCGUAUUAUCCGUCCUCCUGGUUACUGACUUGGCCAUGUCUGAUGAUGUCAUACCAAAGGUAUAUCCACAUUAAAAGCACAUGUCAAUGAUUCA
This is a messenger RNA of Hippoglossus stenolepis (Pacific halibut), 2003 nucleotides long. It is a transcript of the gene cyb561d2, whose product is annotated as transmembrane reductase CYB561D2. The transcript is spliced from 3 exons. NCBI's taxonomy places the organism in Eukaryota, Metazoa, Chordata, Actinopteri, Pleuronectiformes, Pleuronectidae. Gene Ontology annotation, cellular component: endoplasmic reticulum. Gene Ontology annotation, molecular function: transmembrane monodehydroascorbate reductase activity. The record is from RefSeq and is a predicted model, not a curated record. Bases 297 to 974 code for a protein of 225 amino acids.